AUCAAUGGGCUGCCGAUGGGUUCCCCAUCGGGCCGUUGUGAGGGGCCGGGGGUUCGGGGAAUCCCGGGGAGUAUUUCUCGCUUUCCCGGCUUCGGGGUCUCCAGGGGGCUGGGCAGAGGCUUUUCCCUGGGUGCCAGAUCACCCCUAACCUGCGGAGACCAUGCGGUUUCGAGAAGUUGGAGGCAGAGGUGCGAGCAGAAAGACUUGGAAGGAGUCAAGACUGAGAACAACGAUCAUAUUAAUUUGAAGGUGGCGGGGCAGGAUGGUUCUGUGGUGCAGUUUAAGAUUAAGAGGCAUACACCACUUAGUAAACUAAUGAAAGCCUAUUGUGAACGACAGGGUUUGUCAAUGAGGCAGAUCAGAUUCCGAUUUGAUGGGCAGCCAAUCAAUGAAACAGACACACCUGCACAGUUGGAAAUGGAGGAUGAAGAUACAAUUGAUGUGUUCCAGCAGCAGACAGGAGGUGUCUACUAAAAAGGGAACCUGCUACUUUACUCCAGAACUCUGUUCCUCCAGACCAAGAAGACAUUCUCAAUUAGAAAGCCGCAAUUUGGUUCCACCACAUCCUGACUACUACAGUAUAGUUUUCUCUAUUCUUUCAUUUUCCCCUUCCCCAUUCCUUUAUUGUACAUAAAGUAACUGUGUAUGUGCACAAGCAUAUUGCAUUUUUUUUUUUUAACUAAAUGGCCAAUGGUAUGUUUUGAUCGACAUCAAAUGGAGAUGGGAUGGGGGAAAAUACUGCUUCUGUGAAAAUACCCCCUGUCUCCAUUAGUGGCAUGCUCAGUCAGCUCUUAUCUUUAUAUUCCAGUAAGUUAUUUUGCUCUCACUGUUUAACAAAAAAAGAACAACAUAAAAAUCCUUGCAUACCUUGUUCGAUUGGAGAAUUUUAAUGUUUUUCAUUUAUCAUUGUAAAACCAAGGACAAUUUUAUAACUUUUUUGUACGUAGCUGUUACAUGUAGGGCAAUCUGUCUUUAAGUAGGGAUAAAUUACUCUAAAAGAAAUGAAUCCUAGAUAGUUUUCCCUUCAAGUCAAGCGUCUUGUUGUUUAAAUAAACUUCUUGUUUAAAAUGA
Ailuropoda melanoleuca (giant panda) is the source of this 1071-nucleotide messenger RNA. It is a transcript of the gene SUMO2, whose product is annotated as small ubiquitin like modifier 2. Gene Ontology annotation, molecular function: protein binding. The coding region runs from base 16 to 474 and encodes 152 amino acids. The record is from RefSeq and is a predicted model, not a curated record. The transcript has 4 exons. NCBI's taxonomy places the organism in Eukaryota, Metazoa, Chordata, Mammalia, Carnivora, Ursidae.